GUGAAGUGUGAAGAGGGAAUGAUUCAGUGUGACGACGGUGAGUGCAUUCGAGCUUCGUGGCGAUGUGACGGCCAGAGUGACUGUUCUGAUGGCAGUGACGAGAACGGUUGUGAGGUCACUUGCACGGACGAACAGUUUCGGUGUUUUACCAACAUCACUUGCAUCUGGCGCUCCUGGGUUUGCGACGGCGACAGAGACUGCACAGAUGGCAGUGAUGAGCAAGGCUGUGACAAAGGAAAGCCUGGAUGUGGCAGAGGACAGCUCACGUGCAGGAACGGCCGCUGCGCCAAUUCCACUGCUGUGUGUGACGGGAACGACGACUGCGGACGGCAGCGACGAGGAGGAAUGCCCGGAGCGUGGAUGCGCAGUGGGCGAAUUCACAUGUUCGAACGGCAAGUGUAUCAAAGCCACAGCCAAAUGCAACGGUGCGGAUGAGUGUGGGGACAGGAGCGACGAGGAAGAAUGUGAAACGGAAAGCGGUUGCUCAAAACACCAGUUCCGUUGCGAGUCCGACGGGAUCUGCAUCCCUGCAACCUGGCGAUGCGAUGACGAAGAUGACUGCAAGGACAGUAGCGACGAGUACGGUUGUGGAAAGGUCAGCUGCCUACGGAACUACUUCAGGUGUUCUUCGGGAACUGAGUGCGUGCCCGACUUCUUCCGCUGUGACAAGGAGGAAGACUGUGGUGACGGGAGUGAUGAGUUGGGCUGUGAUGAGCAAGUGUCGUGCGCCAGAGCAGAGUUCCCUUGUCGCUCCAACGACACCUGCGUUCCCGAGAGCUUCGUUUGCGACGGCGACAACGACUGCCGGGACGGAAGCGACGAAGAAAACUGCCCGGAGAAACGAGCAUGCAAAGAAGGAGAAUUCACAUGCGACGACAAAAUUUGCAUUUCCUCGACCUGGCGUUGUGAUGGAGACACGGACUGCUUGAACGGCGAGGACGAGGCCGGCUGCUCGGAGAUAACGUGCCACGUCGACGAGUUCCGCUGUACGUCCGGCGUGUGCAUCCCCAACAACUUCGUUUGCGACGGAGACGACGACUGCCUCGACCUGUCGGACGAGAAGAACUGCACACAGGAGCUGAACUGCGGCGAAGACACGUUCCCUUGCGGCACUCUGUGUCUCCCGCGGAAGAGGGUCUGCGACGGCGCUGCGGACUGCAAGGACCGCGCCGACGAGCGCGACUGUGCCUCCGAGACCGAGACCCCGGCGCUGGAGAGCGACACGACGGCGGAGAUGGCUCAGACCACGACAGAAAUGGGGCUGCCGGCGGUGGAGUGUAUCGAGACCCAGUUCAAAUGCGCCAAGGAGAACCUGUGCAUUCUCGCGUCCUGGCGCUGCGACGGCGAAGAGGACUGCGCCGAUGGGAGCGACGAGGCCGGCUGCGCGGUUGUGUGCGAAGAAAACGAAUUCAUGUGCGCCUCAGGAGACAUGUGCGUCUUCAAGUCCUGGGAGUGUGAUAGUGAGAAAGACUGCAGAGACGGCAGUGACGAGGUUGACUGUGAAGAGUUUGACUGUCAAGAGUUCCAGUUCAAAUGCGCAACGGGAGGCACGUGCGUGGACUCCGUUUACCGCUGCGACGGCGACAACGAUUGUGAUGAUGGCAGUGACGAGGCAAAUUGUGAUAAGGUUGGAUGCAGACAGGAUCAGUUCCGAUGCGACAGCGAGGACACGUGCAUCCCCUCGACGUGGCGCUGCGACGGCGACGAGGACUGCGGCGACGGCAGUGACGAGGCAGAGUGUGAGGCGGAGAUUGAAUGUGAGGAAGAUGAGUUCAGAUGCGCAACAGGAGACAAGUGCAUCCCUUCAUCAUUCCGCUGUGAUGCAGAUAAUGACUGUGGCGAUGGCAGUGAUGAAGACGACUGUGAUAAGAGGGACUGCACCAAAGACGAGUUCCGAUGCGCAACAGAGGAUAACUGCAUCCCGGCGUCAUAUCGGUGCGAUUCUGAUAUUGACUGCGACGACGGCAGUGACGAAAAGGGCUGUGAUAAGAUUGAAUGUGAGGAAGAUGAGUUCAGAUGCGCAACAGGAGACAAGUGCAUCCCUUCAUCAUUCCGCUGUGAUACAGAUAAUGACUGUGGCGAUGGAAGUGAUGAAGACGACUGUGAUAAGAUUACCUGCAGAGAUGAUCAGUUCACCUGCAUAAGCGAUGGCACGUGCAUCCCCUUGGCCUGGAAGUGUGAUUCCGAUAACGACUGCCCCGAUGACAGCGACGAGAAUGUGUGUGAGGAUGAAAAGGACUGUGAAAGCGAAAACUACAAGUGCAGAGAUGACAGAUGCAUACCCCUGAACUGGGUCUGUGAUGGCGAGGAAGACUGUGACGGCGGUGACGACGAAGAAAAAUGCAACUCCGAGGUCGAGUGUAAAGAUGACGAAGUGUUGUGCGCAGGAAACACCACUUGCGUGUUGAAGAGCAAGUGGUGUGAUGGCGCCAAGGAUUGUGAGGAUGGCAGUGACGAAGCGGACUGUGAUAUGAUGAACAAGGCGAGGGAAAAAUGCGGAGACGACGAGCUAGUGUGCAAGUCUACGGGUUCCUGUAUAUCUUUCUUCGAUGUGUGUGAUGGUGUAAGCGACUGUGACGACGGCAGUGACGAGGAGCAGUGCAUAGAUAGCUGUGGCACCGAGGACGCCCCUUGCCUGCCCGAAGCCACGUGUACGAUGGAAUGUCAGGGAGAAGAGGAAUGUUCUACGCUAGAUUAUGGAUGCUUUAUGUUUGAAUGCGAUACCAAUUACACGACCUGCGACACCAAUAAAUGUUUCCAUGAUCUGUUGCGCUGCGACGGAGAGAGGGACUGCAAGGAUGGCAGCGACGAACUCUUCUGUCUUGACGCCACGAAUAAAUGCGCGGAGGGAUACACGCAGUGCAAGGCCGGAACUCGCUGCAUCCGGGACUCGUGGCGGUGCGACGGCGAGAGGGACUGCCCCGAUGGAGGCGACGAAGAGAACUGCGACGACUGCGGAAGUCUCUUCACCUGCGAAGAUUCUAAGAAGUGUAUCCCGACCUCCUGGAAAUGUGACGGCGUUAAGGACUGCGCGGACGGAAGUGAUGAAUAUGGCUGCCCUGUGAAAUGUGAGGAAUUCAGGUGCGCCACUGAGAACAGGUGCAUCCUCAGCGACUGGAGAUGUGACGGGGAUUUCGACUGCUUAGACGGAAGUGAUGAAAGGGACUGCCCUGAGAUCCUCUCCUGCCAUGAGGACCGUGGACAGCUACGAUGUGACAACGGCACGACCUGCGUUGAGACUGAGAAAGUUUGCGAUGGAAACAGAGACUGCGAAGACGGCACUGACGAGGGUCGCUUCUGUGAUAAGGCAUGUCCGCCAGGGAAGUGUAGCCACACCUGCGUGAAGAGCCCAAGCGGGAGUGUGUGCACGUGUCCCGAGGGCCAAGUAAUUGACGAUCUAGGAACCACGUGCCAAGACGGAAUACCCGCAGCCUUCAUUCUUGUGGCGUCGACAAACAAAGUUGACGCUCUGUCUCUCGAUGGCUCAAGAAACUUCACUGUUUACGAAGGGAAGAAAAAAGAAAGCGCCAAGAUGAUAGCUGUGGCAUAUGACCCUGUGACUGACAUGGUGUUUUGGAGUAUGAGCGAUCCUGGUGGAAUAUACAGGAAACCUUUGAGGAGUCAAGGCGAUGCGACUUAUGUCAUCAAUACAGAUGGAAAUGCCGUGGAGGGCUUAGUCGUAGACUGGCUGGGAAGAAACCUGUACAUGGCGGACAGUGGUCGGAACCGCAUCACAGUGUGCGACCUGAACGGCUUCUAUUGCAACUCGCUCGUGACGAAUGUGACGGCAGUGAGAGGCAUUCAGAUCGAUCCCGUCAAUAGGUAACUCAUGUGGUCGACAUGGCGGUCCUCCAAGAUCGAAAUCGCCAACAUGGACGGAACCAACCGCACCCUCCUCGUCCCUGACCUCCGCUGGCCGAACGCAAUCGCCGCUGACCCAUCGAAAGGACGGCU
This is a messenger RNA of Penaeus vannamei (Pacific white shrimp), 3954 nucleotides long. The record is from RefSeq and is a predicted model, not a curated record. Lineage: Eukaryota; Metazoa; Arthropoda; Malacostraca; Decapoda; Penaeidae.